AUGCCAUUCAAUAUGCCAGUUUUGUAUGGCAAAAUGAAUGCCUAUUGGGAACCAUUCAAAGAUCCAAAAUGUUUGAGCUGUUUACACACAUUUUGUGAACAAUGUAUAGAAAAUCACGUAUCAGCACAAAGAUCAUACAAAUACACUGAUUAUCGCGAAUUUGCGUGCCCAAUAUGCCGAAAAAAAACAGCCAUUCCCACUGGUGGAGUACAUAAAUUACCCGAUAACUUUCUUAUUGCAGGACUCUCUGAAAUGUUAUCAACUCACCAAAGUAUUAAAGUCACUCAAGAUCAUUCAAUCUAUGAAUUAGAAAUUGAAAAAGAUAUUUUAUGUAAACAUCAUCUAACCGAAUUUGUUCGGUUCUAUUGUGAACGAUGUGAAUGUUGUAUAUGUAUAGCGUGUACUUAUUCAGAACAUCGUGAUCACGAAUUAUCCGAUUUUCAUUCGGCAGCUGCUAGCCAUAAAAAAUAUAUUCAAGAAUGUCUUGAUCAAUGUACAUCAAAAAUGAACGAUUUAUCAGAUUAUUUACAUAUAAUAAAACGUUGUGAUUCAAAUAUAUCGACAAUCGAAGCUUCAAUACAUACACUAGCGGCAACAUUUGAAAAAUCACUGAGAGUUAAAGAACAAGAAUUAGUAGCACAAAUAUCUUCAUUGUAUGGUGAUGACACACAUGAUUUUAUUAAACGUAGAGAAGAACUAGAUGAAUAUUUUGAACAAGUGAAAAAUACAUGUUCACUCACCGAACUCGUUGUCAAUGGAAAAGAUAUUGAAUUAUUAUUAGUGAAAAAACAAUUGGUUGAAAAAUUUCGUGAAUUAGAAACAGUUGAAUUAGAGCCAUUACCAGAAAACAUUAAUAUGCGCGUGAGAUUUCGCCCAGGAAAGUUAGACCUGGGCAAGUUAAUGAUGUGUUCAAGGACCCCAUCUGAUGAUGACGAACAAGAAGGUCUGUUAGACGAUGAGGAGAUAGUUGAAAAUGGAGAAAUCGAACAAGAAGAGGAUGUGAACGAGAAUGAAAUGCUUGCAGAAGCAGAAAAACAUAAAGCAACAGCAAUCGAUGAUACUCCAACACAAUAUAAUGUCCUGACGUCGGCUGAAGGCGGUGUGCAAGUUGAAGAAAACGAAUUAGAAAAACUAAAAUCAUUUUGUGAUAGCUCAACACAAACAGACAAUGUUGUAACCGAAAAAACAGUACUAGAAACAUGUGAACAAGCCAUUCAAACGAUCAACGAUGGAAUCGUAUUUGAUGGUAAUAAAAUAUUGAUUAUCCCUCCGGUAUCAGAUGAAAAUGGACAAGUGGAUGUAAGCGCAAACACUUAUGAACAAAGUAACAAAUUAUCUCGGCGGGUACGUCGGUUGUUGAAGCCAACGUGUAGUGUUGCCGUUCUGCCGAAUACCGACGUUAUUAUAUUGGAUUGUGAACAAAAUUUGGCUUCAAUACUUGAUAAACGUGGAAAAUUUAAAUAUUGUUUUUCACCUGAACCUAAUUUAGAUCGAAAAAGUUUAGCAGUUGCGGGUUUUUCCAGUGUAGCACAAGUUAGUAGUGAACGAUCGAAAGUUGUUCGUAUUCCGACGCCACAAGGUCUUUUAUGUAUAAAACUGAAAGGUGAACGUGUUUCUGAUUUACCAUUGGGCUUUACUGUACAUGCAUUCAACAGUAUAUCUGAAGCUGAUAAUUAA
This is a messenger RNA of Didymodactylos carnosus, 1677 nucleotides long. Lineage: Eukaryota; Metazoa; Rotifera; Eurotatoria; Philodinida; Philodinidae. The record is from the annotation of a GenBank genome assembly.